UACAGAGAAGGAAGGAGUGUUCACUGAAACUGAAUGCUGACAGCAGAAUACGGUUGAGUAAUGUACUUUAAGGAAGUUAACACAGGCUAUAAUAUCCUUGUGUACAAGAGUACAGAAAGUAUAUAACAACAUGGAGAGAGCAAAGGCAUGGAUUUAUCCCCUUCUUUUGCUGGUUAUCAGCGAUUUCAUUUCCAGACAGAACGCAACAGCUUCAACAGCUCCUACUGAGACUUCUACAUCUGUACAAACAGCAAAGACAACAGCAACUGGUGAAUUCACUUCCGAAUCAGCACGUACAACCCAAUCAAUUAUUCAAUCAUCAUCAACCACUGUUAGCUCCAGAACAGAAACUGCUGGAACAACUGGUCCGACCACAACUCCUCCGGUUGGAACAUCAUCUACACCUGGACAAUUAACAACUACAGCAGCCUCUGCACCCAUCCCAGGAGUGACAACUGCAGAGAACACCCCUCAGCAAUCAACAACAGAAUCCAUACCGAACCCAACAACAGGGAACAAUCUCACAACAACAGCAAAUACCACAUCAAGUAUUGCAAUAACAACAGAAAGCUCUUCUUCCUUCCAACCACUAACAAAUACAUCACAAACUUCUGCAUCAUCUUCAGUUACACCAGUGCUACCAACUACACUGAGCAGCACUCAACUAUCAACAACUCGCCACAUGACCAUCUCAACAAGUCAUGGCAGUUCCACAACACCAGGAGUGACAACUGCAGAGAACACCCGUCAGCAAUCAACAACAGAAUCCACACCAAACUCAACACCAGGGAACAAUCUCUCAACAACAGCAAGUGUUACACAGGUCCCUCCAACUACACUGAGCAGCACUCAACCAUCGACAACUCAGAACAUGACAAUCUCAAUAAGUGAUGGCAGUUCCACAAUACCAGCUGGAACAACUGGUCCGACCACAACUCCUCUGGUUGGAACAUCAUCUCCACCUGGACAAUUAACAACUACAGCAGCCUCUGCACCCAUCCCAGGAGUGACAACUGCAGAGAACACCCCUCAGCAAUCAACAAUAGAAUCCACACCAAACCCAACAACAGGGAACAAUCUCCCAACAACAGCAAGUUUUACACAGGUCCCUCCAACUACACCGAGCAGCACUCAACCAUCGACAACUCAGAGCAUGACAAUCUCAACAAGUGAUGUCAGUUCCACAACACCAGCUGGAACAACUGGUCCGACCACAACUCCUCUGGUUGGAACAUCAUCUACACCUGGACAAUUAACAACUACAGCAGCCUCUGCACCCAUCCCAGGAGUGACAACUGCAGAGAACACCCCUCAGCAAUCAACAACAGAAUCCACACCAAACCCAACAACAGGCGACAAUCUCCCAACAACAGCAAGUUUUACACAGGUCCCUCCAACUACGCUGAGCAGCACUCAACCAUCGACAACUCAGAGCAUGACAAUCUCAACAAGUGAUGUCAGUUCCACAACACCAGCUGGAACAACUGGCCCGACCACAACUCCUCUGGUUGGAACAUCAUCUACACCUGGACAAUUAACAACUACAGCAGCCUCUGCACCCAUCCCAGGAGUGACAACUGCAGAGAACACCCCUCAGCAAUCAACAAUAGAAUCCACAACAAACCCAACAACAGGGAACAAUCUCCCAACAACAGCAAGUUUUACACAGGUCCCUCCAACUACACUGAGCAGCACUCAACCAUCGACAACUCAGAGCAUGACAAUCUCAACAAGUGAUGUCAGUUCCACAACACCAGCUAGAACAACUAGUCCGACCACAACUCCUCUGGUUAGAACAUCAUCUACACCUGGACAAUUAACAACUACAGCAGCCUCUGCACCCAUCCCAGGAGUGACAACUGCAGAGAACACCCCUCAGCAAUCAACAACAGAAUCCACACCAAACCUAACAACAGGGAACAAUCUCCCAACAACAGCAAGUUCUGGAACAACUGGCCCGACCACAACUCCUCUGGUUGGAACAUCAUCUACACCUGGACAAUUAACAACUACAGCAGCCUCUGCACCCAUCCCAGGAGUGACAACUGCAGAGAACACCCCUCAGCAAUCAACAUCAGAAUCCACACCAAACCCAACAACAGGGGACAAUCUCCCAACAACAGCAAGUUUUACACAGGUCCCUCCAACUACACUGAGCAGCACUCAACCAUCGACAACACAGAGCAUGACAAUCUCAACAAGAGAUGGCAGUUCCACAACACCAGCUGGAACAACUGGUCCGACCACAACUCCUCUGGUUGGAACAUCAUCUACACCUGGACAAUUAACAACUACAGCAGCCUCUGCACCCAUCCCAGGAGUGACAACUGCAGAGAACACCCCUCAGCAAUCAACAAUAGAAUCCACAACAAACCCAACAACAGGGAAUAAUCUCCCAACAACAGCAAGUUUUACACAGGUCCCUCCAACUACACUGAGCAGCACUCAACCAUCGACAACUCAGAGCAUGACCAUCUCAACAAGUGAUGUCAGUUCCACAACACCAGCUGGAACAACUAGUCCGACCACAACUCCUCUGGUUGGAACAUCAUCUACACCUGGACAAUUAACAACUACAGCAGCCUCUGCACCCAUCCCAGGAGUGACAACUGCAGAGAACACCCCUCAGCAAUCAACAACAGAAUCCACACCAAACCCAACAACGGGGAACAAUCGCCAAACAACAGCAAGUUUUACACAGGUCCCUCCAACUACACUGAGCAGCACUCAACCAUCGACAACUCAGAGCAUGACAAUCUCAACAAGUGAUGUCAGUUCCACAACACCAGAUAUUGAUGAAUGUGAAGCCAACAUAGCAACCUGUGAACAAGUCUGUAUAAAUACAAUUGACAGUUUCAUCUGCAGCUGCUUUCAUGGUUUCAGGCAAAAUGAGGAGAACACAUCUCUUUGUGAUGAUAUCGAUGAAUGUACAGCCAUAGGAAGCUGUCAACAAAUCUGCACGAAUACGAUAGGAGGUUUCAAAUGCAGCUGUUAUCCUGGCUAUAGAGUCAACACCCGAAUCCCUUCUCUCUGUGAAGCGCAGCGCAAAGUUAUCCUCAGGGUCACUGUCACAAGCGAGGAUGUGAAUCUGGCUGAUGAAGGAGUUCGAGAAAAAGUUCGCCAACUUUUUCAACAUGAAGCUAAUUUGAUUUUUAAUGGAAGGAUCUUCGAACAAGAAGCAUUUCCAGCUGAGAACAACCCACGCCACAUCGCAACCUGAAUAAUAUUGUGCGAUAUUCAUCAUUUUUAAACCACAUUUGAAAGGCUUCUCCAACCAAUUUUCGUACAGUUCCUCAAAAGACCUGGAGAUUGAUUUUCAACUUAUCACCUAGAUAUGAAAGUACCAUUGCUAAAUGGUCACCUAGCAGAGAAAGAAACCAGUUGUGCAAUUGUAAUCAUCUCCAGCAGAAGAGCCACAGCGAUGAUCCACCUGGGUCUCCACUUGAAACCCCCAGCAUCACAGAUGUUCACAUUCAGCCAAUACUAGUAUAUCCCCAUCAAUGUGGAAAAUUGUCCAGGUAUAUCCUUUCCACAAAAAGCAAGAUUGAGACAAUUUUGCACAAUCCUUCUAUCCUUAAUCAUCAGCAAACACAUUGAAGAGGUAUUUGAAAGUGCCAAGAAACCCAGCAAUAACCUCAUCCCUGAUGCUCAGUUUAGGUUCCGCGAGGGCCACUCAGCUUCUGAUCUCAUUUCAAAUGUGGUCCAAACGUGGACAAAAGAAGGGACUCUGGACGGGAGAUAAGAGUGACUGCCGAUGAUGUCAAGAUAGCAUUUGAAUGAAUAGGGAAUCAAAAAGCCCAAUCAAAGCUCGAGGUACUGGGAAUCAGAAGGAUAAUUCUCCACAUUUGGUACCAAUGAUUUUAGUCAUGAGACAUCAUUGCAAGAGCUUCUCAGGGUAGAUAUUUCCAAUCAACCAUUGAAAGGUGACAUUACACCCCCCUAGAGUAGGUGGGAUCUGGACCUUCUGGUCCAGAGGUGGCAACACCACUGCACCACAAGAGCCCCAGAACUCCUCAAGACAGUGUCAUAAGUCCAACUAUCUUCAUCUGUCUCAUCAACAACCUCUCAUCCAUCAUAAGGUCAGAAAUCGUCCCACCCAGAUGUUUUUGGCAUGAAUGAUACACUCCAGGAGGACGUAAUCUGAAACAAUUACUUCCCACUGACGUUCGUGAGAUAUUUUCAUGAUUUAAUUAUUAACUCACAAGAAGAAAUAAUCAAUUAUCUUUGUAUUUGGGGUAAAAAAAAGGGUCAUAUCAUGAGACAAUUACUGUCAUUAAUUUCCUUAGAAAUACUUUCACUCUGCUGCCAACAUUUCUCCAAAUGUUUUGAGGAAGGUUAACCUGUAGAAUUUCUGAUAAAUUCGCAUGAGUAGGAUAGCAUAGUGGCAAUGUUACUAGUCUACUAAUUUGGACACUGGAGUUUGUGUUCCACAAUGGCAUUUUAAAUUCAAUUUGUAAGGAAAACAUGGAAUAAAAAUCUAUGUUCUCAGUAA
Messenger RNA from Hemiscyllium ocellatum (epaulette shark), 4492 nucleotides. Its product is annotated as mucin-2-like. The record is from RefSeq and is a predicted model, not a curated record. The transcript has 24 exons. NCBI's taxonomy places the organism in Eukaryota, Metazoa, Chordata, Chondrichthyes, Orectolobiformes, Hemiscylliidae. Gene Ontology annotation, molecular function: calcium ion binding. Bases 131 to 3220 code for a protein of 1029 amino acids.